This is a messenger RNA of Manacus vitellinus (golden-collared manakin), 452 nucleotides long. RefSeq names its product regulatory factor X associated protein (gene RFXAP). NCBI's taxonomy places the organism in Eukaryota, Metazoa, Chordata, Aves, Passeriformes, Pipridae. The transcript is spliced from 3 exons. The record is from RefSeq and is a predicted model, not a curated record. Gene Ontology annotation, cellular component: nucleus. Gene Ontology annotation, biological process: regulation of transcription by RNA polymerase II.
AUGUGCAAGCGGCACCGCAACACGAUCUACAGGAGCAGAGUACACAAGACGCAAGAAGAGGAACGCAGGCCCUGGGGGGGGGAGGGGUCGGCGGCGCACCCUGCCGGGUGAGGCUCCCGGGCCGAGGAUAGUGUUGAAGGUUCAGUUCCUGUUACAAAGCAGAGAACAGGAUCCAUUGGAGAUCGCCCAGCAAGACCUACUCUUUUAGAACAAGUACUGAAUAAAAAAAGGCUGUCCCUACUCAGAAGCCCAGAAGUAGUGCAGUUUCUACAGAAACAACAGCAACUGUUAAGUCAACAAGCUUUGGAACAAAGGCAACAACAGUUUCAAGGAGCCCCUGGGUAAUGAGAACAGAUCAAUGACCUUCAGAUCAGUCUGGUGCUGAAGGAGGGAUAGGAUCUGUAUUUUGUAUAAAUACAAAGAAUCUCAAUGUUUAAAGGAAAAUGAAAGUU